Messenger RNA from Acyrthosiphon pisum (pea aphid), 1811 nucleotides. RefSeq names its product beta-parvin (gene parvin). The record is from RefSeq and is marked validated. The coding region runs from base 78 to 1193 and encodes 371 amino acids. Gene Ontology annotation, molecular function: actin binding. The transcript is spliced from 8 exons. NCBI's taxonomy places the organism in Eukaryota, Metazoa, Arthropoda, Insecta, Hemiptera, Aphididae. Gene Ontology annotation, biological process: cell projection assembly; establishment or maintenance of cell polarity regulating cell shape; substrate adhesion-dependent cell spreading. Gene Ontology annotation, cellular component: focal adhesion; actin cytoskeleton; cytoplasm.
AAAUAUUUCUUAUCAGUUUUCAAAACAUAAUUUUUAUCACCAUUCACCAAUUUUAAUUCUGAAAAUUUAAUUUUAAAAUGACUUCUCCAAGAUCAAAAUCUCCUAAACCACAGAAUUCGUUUAGGAAAGAUGAUAGCAAAGAAGAGACAACAUUUUGGGAUAAAAUUGGGACGUUAGGACGUAAAAAGCGAAUAAAGGAAGUGCAAGAAGUUCAGGAAGAGGGUAAAUAUGCUAUCGACUCGCCAGGCAAUCCGGCUAUGGCUGAUGUUCCUCCUGAAGAAUAUACUCUUGAGGAGAAUGAAGAACGGACCAUGGUGGAACCAAAGUCCUAUUCUGAUCCUAAAUUACAAGAGUUAAUGAACAUAUUAAUUGAUUGGGUAAAUGAUGUGUUAGCUGAUCAUCGAAUCAUCGUUAAAAAUCUAGAACAAGAUCUAUAUGAUGGACAAGUUUUACAAAAACUAUAUGAAAAAUUGACUAACGAAAAAUUGGAUGUUCCCGAAGUAACUCAAUCCGAGGAAGGGCAAAAACAAAAAUUGUAUGUUGUUCUUGGAUCUGUAAACAAUAUCUUGGGUCUGACAGGUAACAGACUAUCGCAACAAAAAUGGAGUGUUGAAAGUGUUCAUUCUAAAAACCUUGUAGCCAUUUUGCAUUUAUUGGUAUCACUAGCUCGUCAUUUUCGAGCGCCAAUUCGUCUUCCUGAAAAUGUCACUGUCAAUGUAGUGAUUGUACAGAAACGUGAUGGAGUGUUGAAGAAUCGAACUGUAAUCGAAGAAAUUACAUCCAGGUAUGAUGAUCUUGGUAUGAGAUGCGAGCGUGAUGCUUUUGAUACAUUGUUUGAUCAUGCACCUGACAAAUUAGAAGUGGUUAAAAAAUCUUUGGUGACAUUUGUUAACAAACAUUUGAAUAAAAUUAACAUGGAAGUUCAAGAUUUAGACACACAAUUCCAUGAUGGUGUUUACUUGACAUUAUUAAUGGGAUUACUUGAAGGGUUUUUUGUGCCACUAUAUUCAUUUAAUUUGUCACCUCAAAAUUUUGAACAGAAAGUGCAUAAUGUCAAUGUGGCAUUUGAUUUAAUGCAAGAAAUUGGACUUGCUGCGCCUAAAGCUAGACCUGAAGAUAUUGUAAACUUGGAUUUGAAGUCAACAUUAAGAGUGCUUUAUAAUCUUUUUACCAAGUAUAAAAAUGUAUACUAAUCAAAACCAGAUCUAAUAAUUGAGAAUUAUUAAUUUUAAUAAAACGUAACAUAAUAUAUUUAAGUGACAUCAUUGUUAAUCGAACACAAGAUAAAUGUACUUGAUGUAUGAAAUAAGGUAACUGUGCACUCAUCCAAUAAUUAAGUGAUAUGCUAUAGUAAUAGCUUGACAAUCAAUAUUAUAAAUUUAUUUUGGUAUUAUUUAAGUUCUCAUAGUAUACUAUAAGUAUUAUAUUUUAUAUGCAAUUGUUAUAAUAAUAAGACAACUAACUAACUAAUUGUAUGUAUUUAUUAAUUUAGUAAUAUUAUUUGAUAUUUUAUUGUAGGUAUUAUAACACUUCAUAUUUUACAAAUAUUUUAUUGUUUCAUUCACAAACCAAUAUACAUUUUGCAAUGUUUAACAAUAGUCUAUAUUAGCAUAAACCUAAUGACUAAUAUUUGUUAAAGUGGACAAGAAGUCUUGUUAGAUUUUAAAUUGAAUACGUUUUUCAUCCUAAUAUAAGGUAAAUAACUAUUUUUAAAAAUGAAAUAAUUAAUCUUUAUGAUUUGAAAUAUUUGAAUACAAUAUUUAUUACCUAAUUAACAAAAUGAAGUGUAACAAUAAAAAAUGCGCAUUUUA